CGCCCACGCCCACGGCCACUUCAAGACCUGCAGAUGGCGAGUUGGCAGUUCAAGACGAGUAAAUACAAAAAUGCAGCGCCAAUAACAUCAAGAAAAGGAAGAUUGUCUCAUUGAUAUAAAAGUUCGGGAGUUUUGAGAACCGUACGAGACUUUGGACUGGAGGAGGAAAGACAGAACUAAAACCUAAACACACACACGCACACACACACACGCACACCGGCCCAGAUGAACGCCAGCCUCCGUCAGUAGCGGGUAGUGGAUCUUUGUUGUGUUCCAUCGCCCCGUCAGUAGAAAAGAAAAUGGAGCGUGAACAGAUGGAAGGAGACGAGGAGGGAGAGAGAAGCGAAGAAUUGAAGGAGGAUAAGGAAGCUGCAAGCACCACCACCAUAGAACAGACAGAGGGCGAGGAAAUGGGCGUGGGUGAGGUGUGCGGGCGUGCGUGGUGGGGGUGCCUGCUGCUGCUCACCCUCCUGGCAGUCUCCACGCGUCAGAUGAGCCUUGAGCAGCCCCCUGGCACCCUGUGGGACGAGGUACACUUUGGUACCUUCACCAAUCACUACCUGAACCACUCACUGUACCACGACGUCCACCCACCGCUAGGGAAGAUGGCGGUGGCGGGGCUGGCGUGGCUGGCUGGCUACGAUGGUGCCUUUGAGUUCAAGGUUGGCACUCUCUACCCGGAAGGUGUCAAUUUUGUGGCCAUGAGAUCUAUGAUGGCGUUGUUUGGCGCUAGUUUGGUGCCUCUCACUUUCCUGAUCGUGUGGGAAGUGUCCUCGUGUCUCCCCGCAGCCUGUCUCGCCGCCCUCUGCGUCCUCUGUGACACGUUCAUGCACCGCCUCAACACUCUGCUGCUGCUGGAUCCCUUGUUGCUCUCGGCCCUCCUCGCUUCUGUCUUCGGAUCCUUCAAGUUCCACGCUCACAGACACAGGGCGUGGUCGCGGGCGUGGUGGGGGUGGAUGACCUACACUGCCUUCUGCCUGGGCGUGGUGGUCAGCAUUAAGUACGUGGGCGUGUUCACAGUGGGCGUGGUGGGCGUGCAGACAGCUUACCACCUCGUCAGCCUCGCCUUCAACCCUCGACGCCCGCUGUGGGUGGUUCUGCCUCACACCGCCGUCCGUGCCGUGGUCUUCGUCAGCGUCUCCUCCGUCGUGUAUUUGUCCUCCUUCCUCCUCCACUUCCUUCUUCUGACCAAAGCAAGCGUGAACGGCGGCGGUCUUUGCCACACUGAAUUCUACGCGUCCUUUGAAGGGAAUGAGUAUGAAAAAGCGACCUUUCCUGAACACGUGCACUACGGAGCCAACAUCACCAUUCAGAACAGCAGGCCCUUGUGUGGCUACCUGGAGUCCUGGUAUGAUCUCUUCCCCGCCUCCGUCACCGCCCCUUGCCAGCAGGUCACCUCAGCCACCGUGCGGGAUGACGAGCUGUUGAUGUGGACCAUUAAGAAGGUGAAUCUGACGGAGGGCUCGGUGCUGGACGGGGCCGGGGAUGGUGAGGCGGUGUUGGUGAGAAGCGGUGAUCACGUGAUGCUGACCCACGCCGCCACGGGACGCUCUCUUCGCUCCCACGGCCAUCGCGCACCUGUCACACGCCGCCAGCUGCAGGUGUGCGGGUAUGGUGAUGACGGCGUUGGGGGCCCCUUCGAGACGUGGCAGCUGCUGGUGGUGGGGGCGCCCGUCGGAACACCCCUCUCAGCAGUGCGUCACAGCUUCCUACUUCGUCACUACAAGAUGGAGUGUUACCUGCGCGCUAAUGAGAUGGUGAAGCUACCUGAGGAGUGGGCCUUCAACGGUGCCAAGGAGGUGACGUGCACGAGGAACAAGGACGAGACAGGGCUACAUUGGCACGUCAACUGGAACAACAGCCCGAAGUUGGGUGUGGGCGUGCCGGUGCGCUCCCUGGGGGUGGGUCUGUGGGGCAAGAUCGUUCACCAACACUUCAACAUGUUCAUCGGCAACGCGGUGCUGGUGGAGACGAAGGAUGAGGAGAGGCACGCCCGCCCUUGGAUGUGGCCGAUACUGUGGCAGAUGCAGACCCUGGGGAGUUACGUGGUGAACGAGACGAGUGGGGAGGAGCAUUUCGCCGUGGGAAUGACCAAUCCUUUCAUCACCUACCUAAACCUCCUCUGUCUCGCCGCCACGCCCUUGCUCGCCCUCACCCACGCCUUCUACAGCAAGAGACGCCCCGGCCAGUGCCCCGCGGCUGUAGAGGACAGGCGUGGGGUGCUGGCGGCGUGCGGGUGGCUGGGGCUGUGCUGGGCCGGCCACUACCUCCCUUUCUUCUUCAUGAGUCGUGUCCUCUACUACCACCACUACUGCCCGUCCUACCUCUUCUCCUGCAUGAUUACAGGAGUCAUCAUAUCGUGGGCGUGCAGGAGCGUGACACGAAGAUGGCAAUACAAAGGACGCGAGAAAGUGCACCUCUUCCUCCUGACGGCGUGUGGGGCGUCCGUUGUGGCCUCCUACGUAGCUUUCUUCCCCAUCGCCACGUACAUCAAGGGGGUUCAGUUCGAGGAAAACCCCAGACUGAAUCCUUACCUGGAUUAUCUGUACGCGGGGCAGCUGUGGCCUGAGUUUGGCUACCGGAUGGAUGAGUACGUCAGCUUCACGUCCACUGUGAUCGGCUCUUGGAACCAAAGCAACUUCGCCAACACAGACCUGAACGCCACGCUGUACUUCUCAACGCCUCUCAACUACACUGUGGAGGACCGCCCUGCCAUCAGCCCCGUCCCCGCCUCCUCCUACGAUCUCUGGGCCUCCCGCGCCACCCUCUGACACACCAAACCCCCAGUAAACCAGUAAAUCUCCUAGUAUAUUAGCAAACCCAGUAGAAUAGCAGUGAACCGGUAAACCCUUAGUGAACUAGUUAAUCCUUCAGUAAACCAGUAAAUCUAACAAUAUCCCAGUAAAUCUCCCAGAUCAGGAGAUUAAUGGCCACAGUCUUCACUAUUCUGAUCCCCCCACAUGAGUUUCUGAAGCUGUAUGAAAUCACCAGAUAGUCAACAGAGUGAAUAUGGAAACGCGUCAUGGUACUGAAGGGGCUAAACCAGUAACCACCCCCUCCCUGUGUCUGGAAAAAUGAUGUAGAUAGAAUUAGAAGAAAAAUCAUCGUUAGAAAUUAAGAAACAAGCAACGAACAAAAUAAAUCAAUAGAAAAAAAAACUUUU
Portunus trituberculatus (swimming crab) is the source of this 3163-nucleotide messenger RNA. RefSeq names its product protein O-mannosyl-transferase 2-like. Gene Ontology annotation, biological process: protein O-linked glycosylation. The record is from RefSeq and is a predicted model, not a curated record. Gene Ontology annotation, cellular component: membrane. The transcript has 18 exons. Gene Ontology annotation, molecular function: mannosyltransferase activity. Lineage: Eukaryota; Metazoa; Arthropoda; Malacostraca; Decapoda; Portunidae. The coding region runs from base 300 to 2771 and encodes 823 amino acids.